Diachasmimorpha longicaudata is the source of this 2439-nucleotide messenger RNA. RefSeq names its product ribonuclease Oy-like. The transcript is spliced from 4 exons. Gene Ontology annotation, molecular function: RNA binding; ribonuclease T2 activity. The record is from RefSeq and is a predicted model, not a curated record. Lineage: Eukaryota; Metazoa; Arthropoda; Insecta; Hymenoptera; Braconidae. Gene Ontology annotation, biological process: RNA catabolic process. Gene Ontology annotation, cellular component: extracellular region. Bases 87 to 851 code for a protein of 254 amino acids.
CGUCGUCAAUUUUAGAGCUUGACAGAGAUAGAUGUGAGCAUAUACUGCGAUAGUAGACGAGACUACGCAGUGUAUGUUCCUCCGCGAUGAGAGUCACAAGAAAUAUCACAUUCCUCAUCUUGUCAGGGAUCCUCGGGAGUGUUAAAACUAACCCAACGAGUCAGCCAGCCACUCCGAGGGGGACAAUAGACUUCGAUCACUUCGUAUUCUCUCAGGUAUACCCACCAGCCCUCUGUCCAGCCCCCGCAGAAACAAACAGUGGUUGCAGUGACAUCAUCAGAAACCACUGGAUGAUCCAUGGGCUCUGGCCAGGGAAAUUUCACACUUUAGAUGUGAAAUACUGUGACAACAGUUCCAUCUUUGAUCCCACAUCCAUCGACCCCAUUAAAACGGAAAUGAAGACGAAGUGGCUAGAGUGGAUGCCACUAAAAGAGGACGAUAAACCCUUAUGGCUGUGGAAGCACGAGUGGGAGAAGCAUGGAACGUGUUCCACAUCCCUUGAUAUGCUAAAAACGCAGGAGAUGUAUUUCAAGAAGGGCUUGGAGCUGUACGACUCUCACAACAUGAAUAGUGUCUUGAAGAAGGCGAAUAUUUUUCCGGGCAGUUAUUACUCGGUUCAAACGAUUCUCGGGGGAGUCAGUCGAGUUCUGGGGAAACGGUGCAUGUUGUAUUGCGAUACUCAACAGGGGAAAAAUCAGUCGCAUCUCGAAGAACUCUGGAUUUGCUUCGAUAAGUCCCUAAAUUUGAUCGACUGCGAUCAAGUUCUAAACUUCCCAACUGAUUGCCCUUGGGAAAGAGAUGUUUAUUAUCCUGAAUAUCAACCUAGUUUCAUCAACGUUCAAGUCACCUGAUUUCUCAAGUCAUCUUCAGCGAGAGAUGAUGGCGGAAAAGAUCACGCGGUAAAUUCUCAAAAUUUCACAGGGGCUAUCCAGUUUCUGGAUUCGUAUUCGCUUAUCUAUUCGUUUGGGAAAUAUUAAUCGGAUCGCGGGUGGUUCGAGAAAUUCGCACUUAUCAUAAAGAAAUAGCGGGAUUAAGCUUGUUUUCGGGAAUAUUCUCUUCCGAUUUGAAUUUUAUCCAAUGGGAAAUAGCAUGCUAGAUGCCGACACAUUUUCAUUAGUAAUAAUGAUAGAAAUCACUUAAUUAUAAAAUUAUUUUCAUAUUUAUAACCUGUGGGGAAGUCUCCGCGCUGUUAUCAGUCCACUUCUCUUAUCCUUCCGUGUUUUUCUGUACAAUCACGACAGCUGAGGGCACAAGACCUGGAAAAUAAAAUAAAAAUACUGUUAUGUCUCCGAAAAGUUAUAAUAGUCAAAACAAAAUAAUUACCAAGAACAUCUAGAGGUGCAUCAUAAUCGUCACCGAUGAACACUUUCCUAGGGAAGCUCGUCAUAAGAUUAAAAGCUCCUGGAGGAUCAGUUCUGUGCAUUUCUACGUAUAGACGCACAGCUGACAGCUGCUCUUUAGAGCCAAAGCUUUGAGUCAGUGUUUCACCAUUGGUAAGACGUAUCUGAAAUAAAAAUGAAGAUCAAAUGCAUAGAAUCAUGUCAAGAUCCAGCUCAGUAACCGAGUCCCCUUUUGAGAGUUUAUUUACCUGAAUUUUUGUUUGAUUGUAAUCCCUUUUCGGUGCUGGAGCAACAGGACUGGGGCCUGUGGGGCUCGUGGGAGAAACAACAGCUGUAUUCCCACUGUCCUCGGCUUGUCUGGCUCGUCUCGCUGCUUUAUCAGCCUCAAUUUGCUCACGAAUUUUCUGACGAGCGAUUCUGUCCUCCUCUUUCUCACGCUUUCGUUGCUCCAAGAGUUUUUUCAUUUCUAACUCUUCCAAUCUUGGAAUUUAGAACAAAAUAAUAAAAAAAAUUAUACAUAUAAUUGUAUUUUGUAUAAAUAAACUUUCUAUUUUAUUGGUAAUGAAAAAUUAGCAAUUUAUAUGAUAAUCACCUGCGUCUAGCCUCUGCGAUCUCCUUCCCCGAUUUUAUUCGGAAUUUCUCUCUCUCAUAAGCCUCUUGCUUUUCAGUCUCUUCUCGUUCCUUUCUUUUCUGCUUCAUUCUCUCCUCCAAUAACUUCAAUUUUUCCUUCUUUUCCUCCUCUGUCAGUGGCUUUUUCUCCUCUAGACUCUCUGAGAAACUGUCAUGGCCAGAUUUGGUUGCGUGGAACUCUACUUCAAGAGAGGAUUUGAAUAAUUUCCCACAUCUGAAACAUCAAAGAUGGGAUUGAGAGCCAUUUCUUGGACAAUAAAGAGGUUAGGACUGAGCUAAUGCUCAGCGAUUUCUCCUGUAGAACUGAUCAUCAACAUAAAUAACCCCCCACGAGCCUUUUGAACAAUGAUUUAGCUUCUCCAACAGGCUCCUCAGCUGUCUCAGCAGCUUUCGCCUCUUCUGGAGGUGCACUUCCUGAUGCCUGGACUUCCAAUGACUCAGCAGUGGGCUCACCAUCGUCAGAAUGAGC